Saccoglossus kowalevskii is the source of this 1104-nucleotide messenger RNA. RefSeq names its product cathepsin O-like. Gene Ontology annotation, molecular function: cysteine-type peptidase activity. Gene Ontology annotation, biological process: proteolysis. The record is from RefSeq and is a predicted model, not a curated record. NCBI's taxonomy places the organism in Eukaryota, Metazoa, Hemichordata, Enteropneusta, Harrimaniidae.
AUGGUGGACAUCGUCUGUAGAAGUAUUCGCCUCACUUGUACUUACUGUGUUGUGCUUGUUCUUUGCUACCUACCGUGUGCUAUUCAGUACGACGUCCAACCUGGGAAUAUCGACGAAGAUGUGCAAUUUAAAGAAUUCAUCUUAAAACACAGAAAGCCGUAUAUCGCUGGCACAACGGAAUACGAACAUCGCUUCCGGGUUUUCCAGCAAAGCUUACACAGAAUCCGUAAGCGUAUUUCUCUGUCAAGACAACUUAACGACACAGCAGUUUAUGGAAUUACGCAAUUUUCGGAUCUCACACCUGAUGAAUUUCAACAAAUGUAUCUAACCUUAAGGCCAUCAAAAUCAUCGCAGAUUCCUGUAUCAUUGGUCCAAUUUCCAAGUGCAUUUAACAGCUCGAAUGUGCCUCCUGAUAUGCCUAAGAAGUAUGAUUUGAGAGAUAAGAGUGCAGUGAGUGCAGUCAAAGACCAAGGCUCGUGUGGUGGCUGUUGGUCUUUCAGUACAGUGCAAGGAAUGGAAACUAAGUGGGUACUAAAUGGUGGUAAAAUGACUGAGUUGAGCGUGCAACAACUGAUUGACUGUGAUACAUCCAGUAGUGGGUGUGCUGGUGGUGAUACAUGCAUCGCUAUGGCUUGGCUAAAAACCAAAAAUGUUGGACUGAUCACAUCCCAUAAUUACCCAUUCACAGGACACACUGGUGAAUGUAGAAUAAAAAAUUACACUGAAGGUGUUCACUUGAAGGACUUCACCUGUAAGGAGUAUAUUGGUAAAGAAGAUAAGAUGGUGGAAAACCUGUACUACAAUGGCUCUUUGGUUGUAGCAUUGAAUGCUCGCAGUUGGCAAGAUUACUUGGGUGGCAUCAUACAGCAUCAUUGUUCAGCUGGAUUCAAUAACCAUGCAGUGCAGAUAGUGGGAUGCAAUAAACAUAAAUCUUCGUCUAGUGAUAUGUUUCAUCUAUUUCCUGUAGGACCAGUUCCUUAUUACGUGGUCAGAAAUACUUGGGGUCUUAAAUUCGGACUGCAAGGUUAUUUAAAUAUCAAAAUAGGUGAUAACGUCUGUGGAAUUGCUAGCAGAGUUUCAACUGUGGAAACAGUGAAGACAUGA